Talaromyces amestolkiae is the source of this 885-nucleotide messenger RNA. RefSeq lists its product as uncharacterized. Gene Ontology annotation, molecular function: aldose reductase (NADPH) activity. The record is from RefSeq and is a predicted model, not a curated record. Bases 1 to 885 code for a protein of 294 amino acids. Gene Ontology annotation, cellular component: cytosol. The transcript has 2 exons. Lineage: Eukaryota; Fungi; Ascomycota; Eurotiomycetes; Eurotiales; Trichocomaceae.
AUGACUUCAAGCAAUCUGCGAAGCCCUAGCCUGAAGCUAGGGCAGAAACAGCCGUUUCUUCUCUAUGGAACUGCAUUUAAACGCGAGAGAACUGCCGAAUUGACGAAGAGCGCUCUUGAAUCAGGUUUCCAGGGCAUAGAUACGGCCAACCACCCCAGUGCAUACAGAGAAGCAUUUGCGGGAGAUGGGCUCUCUGCUGCGAUUGAUACAGGAAUCAAAAGAGAGACACUGUUUAUCCAAUCUAAAUUUACUCCCAUACGGGGUCAUGAUAAGGAUAAGAUUCCAUUCAACCCUGACCAGAGUAUCGAAGGACAGAUUCGGGAGUCCAUCUCGCAAACCCUUCAACACCUCAAGCUAGAUUAUCUUGACGCACUAAUCCUCCAUUGCCCAUUCGAGGACGACGCAGACAAUCUUGUGGCUUGGAAGGUGUUUGAGACCUAUGUACCUGGCACUAUUCGUCACCUCGGCGUCUCCAAUAUCAGUCUGCCGGUUCUGCGUCAGAUUUACGAGGAGGCAGAUGUCAAACCGGUGAUCGUCCAAAACCGAUUUUUCAAGGGGACUGGAUAUGAUGUAGAUGUUCGAGCGUUUGCUCGAGAGCAUGGCAUUCUUUAUCAAACCUUCGGUGUAUUGAAAAAUAACCAACACUUGUUGGCCUCGGACCUAGUUGCUUCGAUGGCGGAGAAGCUGAGCUUGGAAAAGGAAUUGGCAUUAUAUGUGCUUGUCUUAGGUCUCGGUGAUCUGCAGAUACUGGACGGAACGACAAACCUAGAUCGUAUGAAAAACGACUUGAAGACAAUCGCAGACGUGACGAAUGAUGACAAGUUGCUCAAAGAUCUGGCUCCAUCAUUUGACGCAUUUACUUCACUACUCGAAAAGUCCAUCUAA